CGGCGAAGAUUUGGGCCACCGCCACCUGCGGGGAGCGGCGGCAGGAUGGCGGGCGGCCCCGGCCAGAGCUCUAUUGCAAGUUGGUGGGCGGCCCCACGGCCCCGGGCAGCGGCCACGCCAUCCAGGGCCAGUUCUGUGACUACUGCAACUCUGAGGAUCCCCAGAAGGCACACCCAGUUACCAAUGCAAUCGAUGGAUCUGAACGUUGGUGGCAAAGCCCUCCUCUUUCCUCAGGCACACAGUAUAACAGAGUCAACCUCACCUUGGAUCUGGGCCAGCUCUUCCAUGUGGCCUAUAUUUUAAUCAAAUUUGCAAAUUCUCCUCGCCCUGACCUUUGGAUCUUGGAAAGAUCUGUAGAUUUUGGAAGCACCUACACACCAUGGCAAUAUUUUGCACACUCUAAAGUAGACUGUUUGGAACAAUUUGGGCAGGAGGCAAAUACAGCUAUCACCCAGGAUGAUGAUGUACUUUGUAUUACUGAAUAUUCCCGUAUUGUACCUUUGGAAAAUGGUGAGGUUGUGGUGUCCUUGAUAAAUGGCCGUCCAGGUGCAAAAAAUUUUACUUUCUCUCACACCCUGAGGGAGUUUACCAAGGCAACAAACAUCCGCUUGCGUUUUCUCCGAACCAACACUCUUCUUGGACACCUCAUCUCCAAAGCACAAAGAGACCCAACUGUCACGCGGCGGUAUUAUUACAGCAUAAAGGAUAUCAGCAUUGGUGGACAGUGUGUUUGCAACGGCCAUGCUGAAGUGUGCAAUGCAAACAAUCCAGAAAAACUGUUUCGGUGUGAAUGCCAGCACCACACCUGUGGGGAGACGUGUGAUCGCUGCUGUGCGGGCUUCAGUCAGAAGCGCUGGCGGCCAGCCACGUGGGAGCAAAGCAAUGAGUGUGAAGCAUGCAACUGCCAUGGCCAUGCCACUGACUGUUACUACGAUCCAGAUAUUGAGCAACAACAGGCAAGCUUGAAUAGCCAAGGCGUCUAUGCAGGUGGAGGUGUCUGCAUUAAUUGUCAGCAUAACACAGCUGGUGUAAACUGUGAAAAGUGUGCUAAGGGUUAUUACCGCCCUUCUGGGGUUCCAGUUGAUGCCCCCCAUGGCUGCAUCCCUUGCAGCUGUGAUCCUGGGCAUACAGAUGACUGUGAACAGGGCUCAGGCCGCUGUCACUGCAAGCCAAAUUUCCAUGGAGACAACUGUGAAAAGUGUGCAGCUGGAUACUAUAAUUUCCCAUUUUGCUUGAGAAUUCCUAUGUAUCCCCUUUCUACUCCAAACCCAGAAGAUCCAGUAGCUGGAGAUAUAAAAGGGUGUGACUGCAACUUGGAAGGUGUUCUCCCUGAAAUAUGUGAUGCCUAUGGAAGGUGCCUGUGCCGCCCUGGGGUUGAGGGCCCUCAAUGUGACACCUGCUUUUUGGGUUUCUACUCAUUUCCUAUUUGCCAAGCUUGCCAGUGUUCAGCCUUGGGAUCCUACCAGAUGCCCUGCAAUGCAGUGACUGGGCAGUGUGAAUGCCGACCAGGGAUUACAGGACAGCGGUGCGACAGGUGUCUCUCGGGAGCCUAUGAUUUUCCUCACUGCCAAGGUUCUAGCAAUACUUGUGACCCAGCUGGUACCAUGGACUCCAGUUUGGGACAUUGCCAAUGCAAGAUGCAUGUUGAAGGUCCUACUUGUAGCAUCUGCAAACCAUUAUAUUGGAACCUGGCCGAAGAAAACCCCAAGGGAUGUUCAGCAUGCCUGUGCCACGAGGCAGGGACAGUGAGUGGAAUUGGAGAAUGUGGGCAGAGAGAUGGUGACUGUCACUGCAAACCCCAUGUCGAUGGUGACUCCUGUGACACCUGUGAAGAUGGCUAUUUUGCUGUGGAAAAGAGCAAUUACUUUGGGUGUCAAGGGUGUCAUUGCGAUGUUGGUGGAGCACUCAGCCCUGUGUGCAGUGGACCAUCCGGAAUGUGCCAGUGCAGAGAACAUGUGGUGGGGAAAUCAUGCCAGCGGCCUGAAAACAACUACUAUUUUCCGGAUUUGCACCAUAUGAAGUAUGAAAUUGAGGAUGGCACUACUCCUACUGGAAGGGAGCUACGAUUUGGAUUUGAUCCUCUGGCAUUUCCAGAGUUUAGUUGGAGAGGCUAUGCCCAGAUGACCUCCAUACAGAAUGAAGUAAGGAUAAUACUGAAUGUGGAAAAGUCAGAUCUCUCCUUGUUUCGUGUUAUCCUGAGAUAUGUUAACCCUGGAGCUGAAGCAGUCUCUGGCCAAAUAACUAUUUAUCCAUCUUGGGAUAAGACAGGUGCUGCUCAAAGCAAAGAGAUCAUCUUCCUGCCAAGUAAGGAGCCAGCCUUUGUCACUGUUCCCGGAAAUGGUUUUGCAGAUCCAUUUUCAAUCAUUCCAGGAACAUGGAUUGCUUGUAUCAAAGCAGAAGGGGUCCUUCUGGAUUAUCUGGUGCUGCUCCCUAGAGACUACUAUGAAGCAUCUGCUCUGCAGGUCCCGGUCACAGAACCAUGUGCCUACACAGGACCUCCCCAAGAGAAUUGCUUGCUUUACCAGCAUUUGCCAGUGACCAGAUUUCCCUGUACUCUGGCUUGUGAGGCCAGACACUUCCUGCUUGAUGGGGAGGCAAGACCCUUGGCAGUGAGGCAGCCCACACCCGCACACCCAGUCAUGGCGGACCUCAGCGGGACAGAGAUGGAACUGCACCUGCGGUUGCGUGUCCCGCAGGUUGGCCAUUAUGUGGCUGUGGUGGAGUAUGCCACGGAUGCAGACCAGCUACUUUUAGUUGAUGUGAAUCUGAAGAGCCCUGGGUCUGUUCUGGCAGGCCAGGUGAACAUAUAUAGUUGCAAGUACAGUGUUCUCUGCCGGAGCAUUGUGGUUGAUGACCUAGGUCGCAUGGCUGUGUAUGAACUAUUGGCAGAUGCAGACAUUCAACUCAAGGCACACGUGGCUCGAUUCUUUCUGCAUCGAAUUUGUAUCAUACCAAUUGAGGAAUUCUCAACUGAAUACAUGAGACCUCAAGUUCACUGUAUUGCCAGUUAUGGACGAUUUGUUAAUCAAAGUGCCACCUGUGUCUCCCUGGCUCAUGAAACUCCUCCAAAAGCAUUAAUUUUAGAUGUUCCAAGUGGUGAGCCUCUCUCUCCUCUGCUCCAGGAUUCUACACCUUCUGCCAGUAUUGUUACUGGAAUCACCCUGAAGGCACCACAGAACCAAGUGACCCUGAGAGGACACAUACCACACCUGGGCCGAUAUGUCUUUGUCAUCCAUUAUUAUCAAGCAGACCACCCGAUGUUCCCUGCACAGGUGUUUGUGGACAGAGGGCAGCCGCUGUCAGGUUCCUUCCGUGCCUCUUUUUGCCCCCAUGUGCUUGGCUGCCAGGAUCAAGUGCUUACUGAAGGCCAGAUUGAAUUUGACAUCUCAGAGCCCGAGGUGGCUGUAACUGUGAAGGUUCCAGAAGGAAAGUCCUUAGUUUUGGUCCGUGUUCUGGUGGUGCCUGCAGAAAAUUACAACUACCAAUUACUUCACAAAAAAUCAGUGGACAAGUCCUUCGAGUUUAUCAACGAUUGUGGAGAAGACAGUUUUUAUAUUGACCCUCGGACUGCCUCCAGAUUCUGUAAGAAUUCUGCCAGGUCCCUGGUGGCCUUUUACCACAAUGGCGCCCUGCCUUGUGAGUGCCACCCCACUGGGGCUGUGGGCCAUCACUGCAGCCCUGAGGGUGGGCAAUGCCCCUGCCAACCGAACGUCAUUGGGCGGCAGUGUACCCGCUGUGGAACCGGCUACUAUGGCUUCCCACUCUGCAAGCCAUGCAACUGUGGCCGACGCCUGUGUGAAGAAAUAACGGGGAAGUGCCUCUGCCCUCCUGGCACAGUCAGGCCCCAGUGUGAGGCCUGUGAAAUGCAUUCCUUCAGCUUCCACCCCCUGGCUGGCUGUGAAGGCUGCAACUGUUCCAGGAGUGGCAUCGUUGGAGCCACCACCCCAGAGUGCGACAGGGACAGUGGACAGUGCAGAUGCAAGCCUAGAAUUACGGGGCGGCAGUGUGACCGAUGUGCUUCUGGGUUUUACCACUUCCCUGAAUGUGUUCCCUGCAAUUGCAACAGAGAUGGGACUGAGCCAGGAGUGUGUGAUGCGGUGACAGGGGCUUGCCUCUGCAAGGAAAAUGUGGAAGGUACAAAAUGUAGUAUGUGUCGAGAAGGAUCAUUCCAUCUGGACUCAGCCAAUCCCAAGGGUUGUACCACUUGCUUUUGUUUUGGAAUAAAUAAUCGUUGUCACAGUACACAUAAAAGAAGAGCCAAGUUUGUGGAUAUGAUGGGCUGGCGCCUGGAGACAGAAGACGGAGUGGACAUCCCCGUCUCAUUCAACCCGGGCAGCAACAGUGUGGUGGCGGAUCUCCAGGAGCUGCCCUCAGCAGUCCGCAGUGCAUCUUGGGUAGCACCUCCUUCCUACCUGGGGGACAAGGUUUCUUCGUAUGGUGGCUACCUUACUUACCAGGUCAAGUCCUUUGGCUUACCUGGCGACAUGGUUCUUCUGGAAAAAAAGCCUGAUGUGCAGCUCACUGGUGGGCACUUGACCAUCGUCUAUGAGGAGCCAAGUAACCCACGACCUGACCGACUGCAUCAUGGCCGACUACAAAUGAUUGAGGGAAACUUCAGACACGCCGGCACUAGGGGCCCUGUGUCCAGGGAAGAGCUGAUGAUGGUGCUGUCUAGACUGGAAGGUGUGCGCAUCAGAGGCCUGCACUUCACUGAGACUCAGCGGCUCACCCUGGGCGAGGUGGGGCUGGAGGAGGCCUCCGACACCGGAAGCGGACGCAUAGCACACCAUGUGGAGAUGUGUGCCUGCCCCCCUGACUACUCUGGUGACUCAUGUCAGGGUUGUAGCCCUGGAUCCUAUCGAGAUAACACAGGCUUGAAUAUCGGACGGUGUAUUCCCUGCAAUUGCAACGGACAUUCGAAUCGAUGCCAGGAUGGCUCAGGCAUAUGUAUUAACUGUGCUCAUAACACUGCCGGAGAACACUGUGAACGCUGCAAGGAGGGGUACUACGGGAACGCUGUCCAUGGGUCCUGUAGGAUCUGCCCGUGUCCUCAUUCCAACAGCUUUGCCACUGGCUGUGUUGUGAAUGGGGGGAACGUGAGGUGCUCCUGUAAGCCGGGAUACACAGGAACACAAUGUGAAAGGUGUGCACCAGGAUAUUUUGGGAAUCCCCAGAAAUUUGGAGGUAGCUGCCAACCAUGCAAUUGUAACAACAAUGGCCAGCUGGGCAGUUGUGACCCUGUGAAUGGAGACUGCAUAAACCAAGAACCCAAAGAUGGCGGCCCUUCAGAAGAAUGUGAUGAUUGUGACAGCUGUGUGAUGACGCUCCUGAAUGACCUGGCCAGCAUGGGCGAGGAGCUGCGCUUGCUCAAGUCUCAGCUGCAGGGCCUGAGUGUCAGUGCAAGCGCUCUGGAGCAGAUGAGGCACGUGGAAACCCAGGCCAAGGACCUAAGGAACCAGUUGCUCAACUACCGUUCUGCCAUUUCAAAUCAUGGAUCCAAAAUGAAUGGCCUGGAGAAAGAACUGAAUAAUUUGAAUCGUGAAUUUGAGACUUUGCAAGAAAAGGCUCAAAUAAAUUCCAGAAAAGCACAAACAUUAUAUAACAAUGUUGAUCAGACAACCCAAAGAGCAAAGGAACUGGACACGAAGAUUAAAAAUGUCAUCCGGAAUGUGCAUAUUCUCUUAAAGCAGAUCUCUGGGACAGAUGGAGAAGGAAACAACUUGCCUUCAGGUGAUUUUUCCAGAGAGUUGGCUGAAGCAGAGCGCAUGAUGAGGGAACUGCGGAACCGAAACUUCAGAAAGCACCUCCAAGAGGCGGAAACUGAAAGAAGAGAGGCUCAGCUCUUGCUGACCCGGAUAAAGAACUGGCCAGAAACCCACCAGGUGGAGAACAGUGAACUUAUGAAGAGCAUCUGGAAUUCUUUAAAAGAAUACGAAGCCAAAGUCACUGACCUCCGAGCUGCCCUACAGGAGGCGGCUGCCCAAGCCAAACAGGCCACUGGCCUUAACCAAGAAAAUGAGAGAGUGCUAGGAGCCAUCAAGAAACACAUGAAUGAAAUAAAUUCCCUGCAGAGUGACUUCACCAAGUAUUUGACCACAGCAGACUCUUCUUUGCUGAAAACCAACAUUGCAUUGCAGUUGAUGGAGAAAGGCCACAAGGAAUAUGAAAAAUUAGCUGCCGCUUUAAAUGAAGCAAGACAAGAAAUAAGUGACAGAGAGAGAGAACUUUCCAGAUCUGCUAGCAAACUAUCCCUGGUGGAGGAGGCAGAAAUGCAUGCACAGUCGCUACAAGAGCUGGCAAAGCAGCUGGAAGAGAUCAAGAGGAACGCCAGCGGGGAUGAGCUAGUGCGCUGUGCUGUGGAUGCCGCCACUGCCUAUGAGAGCAUCCUCAAUGCCAUCAAGGCAGCCGAGGAUGCAGCCAACAAGGCCUCCAGCGCGUCUGACUCCGCUCUUCAGACAGUGAUAAAGGAAGAUCUUCCAAGAAAAGCUAAAACUCUGAGUUCCGAAAGUGAUAAACUGUUAAAUGAAGCCAAGAUAACACAGAAAAGGCUACAGCAAGAAAUCAGUCCGGCUCUCAACAACUUACAGCAAACCCUGAAAAUUGUGACAGUUCAGAAAGAACUGAUAGACACCAAUCUCACUUCUGUCCGUGAUGAUCUUCGUGGGAUACAGAGAGGUGACAUCGAUGGUAUGAUUAAUAGUGCAAAGAGCUUGAUCAGAAAGGCCAAUGGCAUCACGGAUGAGGUUCUGGAUGGCCUCAACCCCAUUCAGACAGAUGUGGAAAGAAUUAAAGAUACCUAUGGGAGCACACAGAGUGAAGACUUCAACAAGGCUCUGACUGAUGCAGAUAACUCAGUCAAGAGAUUAACCAACAAACUGCCUGAUCUUUUGAGCAAGAUUGAAAGUAUCAACCAACAGCUGUUACCCCUGGGAAACAUCUCUGACAACGUAGACCGAAUUCGAGAACUCAUUCAGCAGGCCAGAGAUGCAGCGAAUAAGGUCGCUAUUCCCAUGAGGUUCAACGGCAAAUCUGGAGUUGAAGUUCGACUGCCAAAUGACCUGGAAGAUUUGAAAGGAUACACAUCCCUGUCUUUGUUUCUCCAAAGACCUGACUCAAGAGAGACUGGAGGGACUGAGAAUAUGUUUGUGAUGUACCUUGGAAAUAAGGAUGCCUCCAGGGACUACAUUGGCAUGGCAGUUGUGGAUGGCCAGCUCACAUGUGUCUACAACCUGGGAGGGCGUGAGGCUGAACUCCAAGUGGACCAGAUCCUCACCAAGAGUGAAAGCCAGGAGGCAGUUAUGGACCGGGUGAAGUUUCAGAGAAUUUAUCAGUUUGCAAGGCUUAAUUACACCAAACGAGCCACAUCCAUCAAACCAGACAAUCCCCAAUUUCAUGAAAUGGAUAGUGGAAAUAGCAACACACUCCUUAAUUUGGAUCCUGAAAAUGUUGUAUUUUAUGUUGGAGGUUACCCACCUGAUUUUAAGCUUCCCAGCAGACUAAGAUUCCCUCAAUACAGAGGUUGUAUUGAAUUAGAUGAUCUCAAUGAAAAUGUUCUGAGCUUGUAUAACUUCAAAAAGACUUUCAAUCUCAAUACAACUGAAGUGGAGCCUUGUAGAAGGAGAAGGGAAGAGUCCGACAAAAAUUAUUUUGAAGGCACAGGCUAUGCUCGAGUUCCGACUCAAUCAAAUGCUCCCUUCCCAACCUUUGCACAGACUAUUCAGACCACCGUGGAUAGAGGUUUGGUGUUCUUUGCAGAAAACCAGGAUCACUUCAUAUCUCUAAAUAUAGAAGAUGGCAAUCUUGUCGUGAGACACAAACUGAAUUCAGAACCACCAAAAGAAAAAGGAAUUAGAGACACCAUAAACAACGGGAAAGACCACACGAUUCAAAUAAAAAUUGGAAAAACCCGAGAACUUAUGUGGAUAAAUGUGAAUUCUCAAAAUGUUAAAGUUGAAGGUGAAUUAUUUGAUUUCAGCACAUAUUAUUUGGGAGGAAUUCCAAUUGCAAUCAGGGAAAGGUUUAACAUUUCUACACCUGCUUUCCGAGGCUGUAUGAAAAAUCUGAAGAAGACCAGUGGUGUUGUUAGGUUGAAUGAUACUGUGGGAGUAACCAAAAAGUGUUCAGAAGACUGGAAGCUUGUGCGGACUGCCUCAUUCUCCAGAGGAGGGCAAUUGAGCUUCAGUGACUUGGACAGCCCACGGCCCAGCCAUUUCCAGGCGUCCUUUGGGUUUCAGACCUUUGAGCCCAGUGGCAUGUUACUAAAUCAUCAGACCUGGACCAGUAACCUGCAGGUCACCCUGGAAGAUGGUCACAUUGAAUUGAGCACCAGGGAUAGCAGCAGCCCAAUUUUUACAUCUCCAGGGACGUAUAUGGAUGGAUUACUGCAUUAUGUGUCUGUAAUAAGCGACAAUGCUGGACUCCGGCUUCUCAUUGAUGACCAGCCUCUGAGGAAUAACCAACGGCUCCCAGACUUUUCAGAUACCCAGCAAUCUCUCCGUCUGGGUGGGAGUCGUUUUGAGGGUUGUAUCAGCAAUGUGUUUGUUCAGAGGUUAUCACACAGUCCUGAAGUCCUAGACCUGGCUAAUAGAACUACCAAGAGAGAUGUGUCCUUGGGAGGCUGCAGUUUAAACAAACCACCGUUUCUAAUGUUAUUUAAAGGUUCUACAAGAUUUAACAAGGCCAAGACUUUCAAUAUCAACCAGCCAGUGCAGGACACAGCAGUGGCCUCCCCGAGGAGCAUGGAGGUAUGGCAAGAUGAACGGUCCUGCCCGCCACCUCAUGGAGCCCAGGCCAGUCAUGGAGCACUGCAGUUUGGGGACAGUCCCACCAGUCACUUGCUAUUCAAGCUUCCCCAGGAAUUGCUGAAACCCAGGUCACAGUUUGCUGUGGAUGUGCAGACGAAGUCCCCCAGAGGGCUGGUGUUCUACUCAGGCACUAAGAACACCUUUAUGGCUCUUUAUUUUUCGAAGGGACGCCUGGUCUUUACCUUGGGGGCUGAAGGGAAAAAACUGAAGCUUAAAAGCAAAGAGAAAUGCAACGAUGGGAAGUGGCACACGGUGACAUUUGGGCAAGAUGGAGAAAAGGGGCGUUUGAUUGUGGAUGGACUGAGGGCCCGGGAGGGACGUUUGCCUGGAAAUUCCACCGUCAGCAUCAGUACACCAGUUUACCUGGGGUCAUCUCCAUCAGCGAAACCAAAGAGCCUCCCCCAAAACAGCUUUGUGGGGUGCCUGAAGAAUUUCCAGUUGAAUUUAAAGCCCUUGGACACCCCUUCUACAAGCUUUGGAGUGUCUCCCUGCUUGGGUGGCUCUUUGGAGAAAGGCAUUUAUUUCUCUCAAGAAGGAGGUCAUGUCAUCCUAGCUAACUCUGUGUUGUUGGGGCCCGAAUUUAAGCUCACUUUCAGCAUUCGUCCAAGAAGUCUUACGGGAAUCCUGAUACACAUUGGAAGUCAACGCGGGGUACACUUACAUGUUUAUCUGGAGUCAGGAAAGGUUGUGGCCUCUGUGGACAGUGGAGCUGGUGGGACCCUUACAUCAGUCACACCGAAGUGGUCUCUGUGUGAUGGACAGUGGCACUCAGUGGCAGUCACCAUAAAACAGCACCUUCUGCACCUAGAACUGGAUGCAGACAGUAGCUACACAGUGGGACAGCUCGCCUUUCCACCUGUCAGCUCCCAAGAGCCACUGCACAUUGGAGGUGUCCCAGGCGAUUUGAGGACGCUAAGGCUCCCUGUGUGGAAAUCAUUUUUUGGCUGUCUGAAGAAUAUUCAAGUCAACCACAUCCCUGUUCCUGUCACUGAAGCCUUGGCAGUGCAGGGAUCUAUCAGUCUAAAUGGCUGCCCUGACCACUAACUCAAGCCUAUUACACAGCAAGGACUUCACCUUCAAAAACACGGAUCACCUGAAGUGCCUUCCUACCUGACUCAGAAUCACUCUUGGCUAAAGACAUCAUCUGGAAGAGUUUAAUAGCAAACCUAAUUUUGAAUUUUGGUCACAUAUACACACCAUUUUGGCACUCAGUGCUACAUAAGUAUUUUAUAUAAAAAUCCCAUUUCUUGAAGAAGAUGAACAAAUUGUUAUUCAAGUAUGCACAAAAUGUUUUUGGUAGGAUUAUUUUCCACUAAAAAUCAAAUAUCUCUUAAAGAACAUUAUUUUCUACUUGUUAAAAAACAUUAAAUAUCUUCUAAAGCACUUUAAGAAUACAAACUUUUACAUAUGUUAAACAGUUAUAAUUUAUGGGAUUAAAUAAAUGCAAUAUACACUUUAAAUUAUGUUUUAUUAGCAUAAAGUCACUGGCUUAAUGGUAGUUGUUAAUUGUAUUAUUUUUAAAAUAACUGUUUAUUGUGCUAUCUGCAACACAGUUUUCUACAAGUCAUUAACUGCACGUGUACUGGGAGGCUCUGUGUGUGCUCGGUGUGAGAACUACAGUGAGGUAGGAGAAGUUCCUGGGCCAUCCCCAUAGCACAACAGUUAAGCCCUGUGUGUGGGGAGCAAGAGCCAACAGGGCCGAUUGCAGUUUGCAUCUUGGCCUCAGCAGCUUGGAAAACAUACCAGGUGCAUGUGUGUGCAUGCUCCAUAUCCUGCC
Tupaia belangeri chinensis (Chinese tree shrew) is the source of this 10581-nucleotide messenger RNA. It is a transcript of the gene LAMA3, whose product is annotated as laminin subunit alpha 3. Gene Ontology annotation, molecular function: extracellular matrix structural constituent; signaling receptor binding. The record is from RefSeq and is a predicted model, not a curated record. Gene Ontology annotation, biological process: axon guidance; cell adhesion; regulation of cell adhesion. NCBI's taxonomy places the organism in Eukaryota, Metazoa, Chordata, Mammalia, Scandentia, Tupaiidae. Gene Ontology annotation, cellular component: basement membrane.